GAUCCAAGCGAUACUGCCUCAAAAACAUGGCUAGGUAGCCCAUUCCAUACCUUCACCACUCUCUGUGUGAAGAAGUGUUUCCUUUCCUCUGUCCUAAGUCAAUCGCCAUUUAAUUUCCAACUGUGUCCUCUGGUCUAAAUAGGGUAUAUUUGUCAACAGAAGCUAUUGGUAUCACCAGAUCCAAAAAUCAGAAGCUACUGGACGCAGAUAGCAAAGCAGAGGCUACUUGAGAUUGCAAGCUGCCGAAUGACACACACUUGAAGAGGAAAACCCAAACAGUAGAACAGGUUAGACAGCAGCACUUUACUUUAGCCUGUAGGUUAUCGGUAUGGUAACACAAAAUAAAUGAUUUGAGCGUUUUUUUAAUUAUUAUUGUUAACUUAACACAAAAUAGAUCAUGGUGCCGCAUUGACAAGUUAUGAUGCUUACAGGAGGACAAUCAAGUCUUGUUAAUACGAAUUUCAAGGGACCAGCAACAAGUGUUGCAUUAUACCAUUAUAUAUUAUUAUCAUGAGCAGCCUAUAAGCCAAAUGUAUACUGUUUGUUUUUAUUUAAGUUAGUCAGUGGUGCAGUGCUAAAUUGUGCACAAUUACAAACCACCUGCACAUUAACAGAAUAGGUGUGUUUGCUAUUCCUAUAGAGAUGCUCAGAAUGAGCUGGAGGGGUUAGCGGCACAUGUGUGCAGUCUAUCGCUCCCAACACGUUGGGGGAAACCAGAAAUAUCAUAGAAAUUUGUUUUCCAGGCUUGUAAGUACACCCUGCUUUGAGGGGGAAAAAAAAUUGUUUUUUGACUGUUCGUCUCAAAAAUGUAUUGAGCAGAGCUGGCAAUGCACUAGAAAAGGCGGACUGGGAAAUGCCAGCAACAAUUGCGACUGUUUAAAACAUGCUUUCAAAAGUUCUUAAAAAAUGGAUGCAAUUGUAAGUGACGCAAUUCUGCAGCUUUCGUACAUCUCAUUAGAAUAUUUGAGAACCCUGAUUUGCCACCCCUAUUUGUGAAUUUAUUUACAAUCUGUGUGUACAGCAAUCGUCAUGGUGAUGCCUCUUUUGAUGGUGGGUGAUAUAUCACUUGGACUGGAGGACACAGUUGGAAAUGAAGUAGAAAAAACUGGACAGAGCGAAGGAGACGCUUCUUCACGCAGAGUGGAUCACCACUUCUCCACUGACGCAUGUGCUUUCCUCUGUGAUGAAGCCCAGGAGGAAGUGAGGGCCUGACUCAGGUUGCCAUGGGAGACGGUGGAAUUCUCCAGACGGAGGGGAAUGCCCUUCUGAAGGCCGUGUUCCAGGGCAAACUGAGGCUAACCAGGUUGCUGCUGGAAGGAGGGGCCUACAUCAAUGAGGGCAAUGAACGAGGAGAGACCCCAAUCGUGGCCGCUUGCCUGGCAGGCUAUGAGGACCCCCAAAGCCGGCAGAAGAUGGUAAAGUACCUGCUUGAGAAGGGGGCAGACCCCAACAUCCCAGACAAAUCCGGACAGACAGCUUUGAUGCACGCCUGUGCGGAGCAGUCCGGUAAGGAGGUGGUGUCCAUGCUGCUUGAGUAUGGUGCCGAUCCCAGCAUGAAAGACUACUCUGGGUCUUCAGCACUGGUGUACGCUAUUAAUAAGGGCGAUCGAGACACUCUGCAAGUCCUACUGGAUGCCUGCAAGGCUAAAGGCAAGGAGGUGAUCAUCAUAACUACAGACACUUCGCCCUCAGGUACCAAAAAGACCAAGCAGUACCUCAACUCUCCGCCUUCUCCUGGAGUUGAAGAUAAGCUCUCUCCCACCUCCUGCAUGUCCCCCUCUGACGUGGAAAUCCGAACUUAUGCGUCCCCAGGGAGUGAGGAGAAGGAGAAGGAAGACAUCUUCAGCUUUUCUCUUAACUCUGCCCUCCCCUUGCCGUCUGCUCGCCCGCCAGGGGAGAAAAGGGCUGUGCCUCCAAGGAAGCACCUCAAAAGGCUCAAUUCAGAGCCCUGGGGUCUAGUAGCUCCUUCAGUGUUGAGCAAGGCAAACCAGGAGCAGCAGCAGCAGCUGCCUGGCACUUUGAGAGAUGAGGAGAAUGUUAUCUCGGAGCUAAACGGCAUGAGCAUCUCCGGUCGCCCCAUCCUUUCCAGGCGGCACAGCAUUGAAACCCACGACCCUUCCUCGCCAAAACCCAUAGAUCGUUCUUGUUCUGAAGAUUCUGCCGUCCUUCACGGAUCCUCGUGGGCGGAUAAGGUCCAGCAGCACCAGCUGCUUUACAGGAGAAACACGGCGCCAGAAUCUCAGGAGACCAGCUCCACCACAUCUGGUGUUGUACCAGCCAAUGUCCGCCCACUGGCGCACCCCAGACUCACCCGGAUGGAUCACUACGAGUCUGAUACGCACUUGUGCCCGGAAUCCAUCCCCGGAUCACCCGAUUCCGGACGUGUUUCCGUGGAACGCCGUAAGUACAACACAUCCCCCCUCUCCCUGCUCACAAGCUCCUCCCGGGAAUCCCUGGAGAGCAUUCCCAAUUCUGUAUCUCCCAUCACAGUACGACGCAGACCCCAGGGGCUUCUGGAACGAAGGGGGUCCGGCACACUGCUGCUAGACCGCAUUUCUCACACCCGUCCGGGAUUCCUGCCCCCUCUCAAUGUCAACCAUCACCGCCCCAUCCCUGACAUCCGAGCCAAUGGGAAGCCCCCCUCCCCAGUCCACUCCAGUCAUAAAAUCCUGGUGCCGGUGGCCCCCAGCUCCCCGAAACGGGAGCCCAGGCACAAGAAGAAGCUGCUGAGGCGUCACUCUAUGCAGACGGAGCAGAUGAAGCAGCUCUCCAACUUCCAGGACAUCCUGGCAGAGAAGAUGAUCGAGUUCACCGGGGACUGAGGGUGUCGGCAUUCACAACAAAAGGAAAGAGCAGGAAGGGAAAGAUAUCCAGAUUAUGCGAUGGAAGAUGGGCCAAAUUUAAUAAAAGCAAAAAUGAAUACAAUACAAUGACUUAAAUAUAUUGAAGCUGUGCGUCCUUUUCAUCUCAUUUUCCAUCAGUAUCCUGGACACAGUCACUGUCAUUGUUUUUCAAAUUCUAAACAAAUUCCACUUAAUCCACAUUUGAUUUAUU
Molecule: messenger RNA, 3054 nt
Organism: Acipenser ruthenus (sterlet)
Lineage: Eukaryota; Metazoa; Chordata; Actinopteri; Acipenseriformes; Acipenseridae
Product: ankyrin repeat domain-containing protein 34A-like
Exons: 2
Coding region: 1224-2822 (532 amino acids)
Molecular function (GO): protein binding
Source: RefSeq, a predicted model, not a curated record